UGACGGUGCUGCACGGUACCGACGGACGCGCCGUAACGUUACUGCUCGACGGAGACUCUGCUGCGGCUCAACGCGUUCAAAGAUUUAACGACCGUGUUAUUUACCGUCGCUGUUUACCGGCUGCAUGUCGCACACCGUCAUCACGACGACGACAACAACGACCAUGACGUCCGGUGACGGUGUCCUGAACACGGGCUACGCCCGGACCAUCCCGGGGCUGCUCAAGAUCGGACAGAUGCUUGCUUUGCUCAUCGCCUUCCUUUGUGUCCGCUGUGCGCGGGGUUGGCCCAGCUGGGCAGCUUUCCAGUACUUUGAGGUUGUGACGCUGUGGUUCCUCAUUGCCUUCCUCAUCUUCUUCCUCAUGCACCUGUGCAGGCUGCAGGCGAAGAUGCCCUGCAUCAACUGGCCUCUGACGGAGUUCUUUCAUUACUCGGUUGGGACCGUCCUCAUCGCCAUCGCCUCCAUCGUGGCCGCGGUGAAGAGUGCAGGAGUUUCAGCGCUGGUGGUCGCGUCGGUGUUUGGGUUCAUCGCGACAUUCCUGAUGGCCGUUAGUUUGUGGACGUCUUACAGCGUGACCUGUGGCCCUCAUCAGACUGGUGCAGCAGUGUAAGAAAGCGAUCUGUCUCCAAGGAGCCAGAUGGCUGUGUUGGCCAUUUGCUGUGUCCUGGUCAAUUUUCUGCCUAGCAACCCCCUGGAAAUGAAUCUGAUUGGAUUAUAACUCAUACUGCAGAGGAAACAGAAGUGCUGAUCCAGGACCAGCCGUCGUUUUCAACAAUCGGAAACAUAAAUAUCCCUGAUCAUUACGGUAAAACGUGAGAGGACAGUAGUUACAGUAUCACUCUGAUUUCUUUAUUCCUCAUUGAAUCUGAUCAAACUUCUGAAAUCACAUUUACACACUGAAGGUGCUCAGUGCCACAUUUUUUGUUGUGUCAGUAUUUAUGGUCUAAUCAGUAUCAACGUGCAAACAGUCACCUGAUAUUGUUGUCACAACUACAUUUCCCAUCAUCCCUGCUGCUUCUCAUCCUGACUUCCCCUCCCUUAAAAAGGGUCAAGCUGUUUAAAAUAGUUUUCUGUUUCCAAAAACACUUCCCUUUCUUUCACCAUCAGCGAUCAGAGAUUUAGAGAAGCUUUUUAGAAAACUUUGAUCAUCCUGUGUUUUGUGCCAUAAAGCAGUCAGACAGUUUCCCUCACAGCUCUGAAUGCAGCCACAGUCUGUGUCGCCUCGUUGCAUUUCCUCAGUUUACAGUAUCCAGCUUGAUUUGCUUGAUUUUCCAUUCCAACAUUUUACUCUUCUUGGAAAAUUCCUCGAGCUCACUAAAAGCAGUUUGGACCACGGAUGCAUUAAGGUCUUUUUAAAAUCACGCUUCUUAAAUUCCAAGCAAUGAAAUGAUGCACAGUAUAGCCCUGUUAGCCUGCUAUGCUAAUUUUGAUGACGAUUUGUCAUCAUUCUGGUGUGCUAACAAACAUUAACAAGCUAAUAUUUCACAGAAAAUGUCCUGCAUGCUAAUGACUUUGUUAGCAUGCUAAAUUACUCAGGGGCUAAUACUUACGUGUGCUAAACAAUAAUAGCAUGCUAAAUAUGUGUGUGAAAUGAAACAAACAAACAUUAGCAUGCUAACAAUGCAAACCAACACAAAGACCAAGACAACAAAUGUUUGGUGAUGAUCUAUAUUUUCCUUAUUGUCAACAAACUCCGUGUGCAGAGCAAAACCUACGGCGAAUUGAUCUGAGAACGGCGUCCCAGCUGUUUACAAAAGUUUGAUUCUCUGUGUUUGUGAUUUGUUUUUUUAAAUUUUGGUCCUGAGCCAAUGGGCUGGAGCUGAGAGCCACUGACAGUUGGUUGAGUCUGCACAUGAGAUUUGUUGGAAAUAAGAAAAAUCUAAAAUAAUACCAUCAGUAAUGUUCAAACAGGAAUUUACUACUGUGUUAAAAAGAAAGAAUGUGCCAUUGAUUCGAGGUAUUAACGAUAAAAUUAUCAUUAACUUUUACUAAAGUGACCUAAAGCUUUCUCUGGUAGGGCAGUAACUCCCAUGAGACAUCAGAUUAACUAUUUAUAGGUAGAGUUUCGAGGACAGCCAAGCAAAUCAAUUUGCUGUCCAGUUUUUCUAAAGGACAGGACGACUGUCCAUGGUGCUUUUAAAAAUCAAACUGUAAGCCAUUAGAAUUUAAAUUCAAUCAGAAGUUUCUUUCCAUCGCACUCAGAAAGCCCAUCAGAAAGAAUUCUAAAUCAUCCCGAAAAAAAGAGCCAUGUUCAAAUGGAACUAAAAAGCGAAAAUGAUUUCUAUGGUGCCCUGCAGGGGUCAGAAAAUUACUGGUGUGGAAAUCUCUAAACUUUACGCACAUGUUAAUAAAACAUGCAUGGAUUAAUAGAAGUAUACGCAUAAAAUAAUUAAAUGUACAUAUUUUAAUAAUCAGAAUGUACACAUUGGUUUUUAAAGCUUGUCCCAUCCUGUGAAGGAUCUGAUCUGCGUGUAUGUAGGUUUCUCUGUGCGAGAUCUGCAGUAAGUGUGAGAUGUUUGAGACUGAAUAUCGAAGCAGGAAAAUGGAGGAUUCUGUCACUGGAGUGUGUCAUUGUCUGUUAAUGGUAGAUAUUUGGAAGGUUACCAUAGAAAUAUUUUUUAGUGUUUAGAGUUUAGAACUGUUUCCUCUGUGCUGCUCAUUUGAUAGAAAGGUGAAGAUGUGCAGGCAGAUGAGCAGCAGGAUGCAGGAGAGAGACUUUCAGCACAGAAUUAUGAUCCAAGCCCUGAAUUUAAAGAUUAGCUGCUACUGCUGUCAUGUAAAGAUACGUCUGCUCUGCAGAAGUCACUGCACACAGCUGAUGUACAUUGUAUGUACAUUAAUAUCUAUAAAUGGACUGAUGAAACGUAUGCACAGAUCAGAAACAUUUAUGCAUGGAUAAAUUGAUAAAAUAUAUGUACAGAUUGAUAAAAUGUACACACUGAUUGACAAUCAAUAGAACUCGCACAGGUUACUAAACCUUUUUAAUGAAAUCAUAAGAAAACUUACAAACAGAAAUGAAGCGUUCACACAGAUUAAUAGAAUGUGCAUACAGAAUAAUAAAACAGAACUACAUGUUUAUAAAACAUUUAUGAAAAAUGCAAACAGAUUAAUGCAAUGUAUGCAUGAGGUAAUAAAACGUACUGAUUCAUGUGCACAUGGAUUAAUAAAUCUAUUUGGUUAAAGGGACGUACAGAUUAAUGAAAUCUGUGCACAGGUCAAUCAGCCAUAUGCAUGAAAAGAUCAAACCUACAGCCAUUAAUGAUGAAUUGUAAACAUGGAUUUGUAAAACAUACAUUUGAUAGAAUUAUUAAAUGUACUUAAAGAUUAACUAAAACAUGCAUAUGGAUCAAUAAACUGUAUGUUCAGAUCAAAAAACAUGCAUGGGUUAGCAAAACGUAUGCACUGAUUCAUAGUUUUGAACUUUUGAAGACUUUUCUGCUGCUCAAAAUAAAAGAAGGAAAUUUGAAUUGUUUUGAGAAAGUUUGAAAGUAUUACUGGAGCAUUUAACUGUCACACCAGCGAAAUGAAAGCACAGACUAAAAGCUGGUGUCACUACACUUUAUUAAUGUGUGCGCACAAAUUUCCACAUCAUAUGGCCCCCGGCUCCAUAGUUCGCUGACCAAUCAGUGUAUCUGGGCCGUUAACCGUCCACUUAAUAAUACACCAAUGGCUAGGUGUAUUCAUUAAAAUGAAAUUUAUGUUUUUAAUUCUACAAACAUUUCUAAUCGACCUGACAUUCAGUGUUCCUACCCACCAAAAUGGGAGUUGAGUAACUCACUAAAUCUUCCAAUAAUACUUUUUUGGCACCUUUCACAAGAACUUUGGCCAAGUACAAAAAAAUAAACUCGCAUUUUUUACUUAAAUCAGAUGUUCACGUUGGACCAAAGGCGACCAACAGUAUGAAUCUGACCAGACAUUUGCUGCUAGCUUUCAGUACCUGACCAUUUUGAAUACCCUGCUAUGGACACCAAAAAAGUAGCUAGUCAGCUAAUGUUGUUUAAUCCUUAAAGUUCGUUGGUUAUUACCAACAUUUUUGGUGGAGAAUGACAUGAAACAAUUUCAUAUCGUUAAUGUGCACUUUGUUAUAUGGAAAAAAUAUUUCUGCUAAUUUUAAUUUUAUUCUAGGCUUAGCUAACAAGCUAACACUAGCAUAACUUGGCGUUGUUGUUGAUAUGACAUUAAUCUUGUUUGUUAGCCAGGGCAGCUUUUUUGUUUGUUUUCCUUUUACCUGUAUUAACUUUACAUUAUGUUUUGAUCACCAAUUCGUUGAAAACCAGUCAUUCUUACACGUUCAACCAACUCAACCAGUCUAAUUAUUUCUGCCACUACAGUGGUUCUGUCUCUGAGAAAUGUUUGUAGAAUUAAAUGCCAUAUCCACUGAUGUUUUCCUCUGGGUGCUGGAAGGACUUCAUUUAAAAAAAAUUAAUGUGAUUUAGUUUGAAACUUUCCUGCCAUUUCCUGUUUGAGAACUCGAUGAUGUGAAACUGCGCUCUGCUUUCAGUCAGAGACGUUAAUCCUCAGAUUACUGCCUUACUGUUGAUGAGAUGCCAAAACUCUUAGUGCGAUGCUUCAGGUUUUGCACUGAAUGUCUUUACAUUUCUUCUGAAGCAGCACCAAGUACAUUACGAAGGAUUUUUGUCUAAUUAAAUUAAAAUCGAAUGUUUCACUUUGACAUUGACCAUGUGGAAGCUUAGGUUUACUGGACAAAUUAGAAUGGAUUUAAAUACAGAUUAUUGCCUUAUCUCUGGUGCAACCCUCGAAGCUCCUACAUGCUGUGUGAUUACAGAGCAGUUGAACAGGUUCACUGCAGUUCACAGUGCGAGACAGGUCUAAUUAAAUUCUUCAAAGGUAUCAAGUAUUGAAACAUGUCAGAUUGUGAAAAAAGAAAAGUAACUGGCAACUGUUCUGAUAACUGAUGAAUUGUUAAUGUCAGUUUUUAAGCAAAGAAGCCAAACAUUUGAUAGUUCAGCUUCUCCAGUGUGAGGAUUUACUACCUUUUUCAGUCUGAUGUUGGAAGUUGGGAUUUGGACAGUUUCACGUUGGGCUGUGGGAUAUUAGGAUCACCAUAUUUUACUUCUUCUGGCCUCUUAAACAUAAAAUGCUUGGUCAAAAAAUGAUAAACAUUAAUUGAUAAUGAAAACAAUCAGUUGCCGUCCUGGAUGUAAGUUUAAUAAAACUGAGUGGGAGACAUUGCUAAGUUAGGUCCUAAAUUUCCACAAAGUCCACAAAGCUUUAAAUUGGUGCCUGAAGUUGGUGGACGUGUCUCACAGACUGAUCCAGGGCCCCUGUGUUGGAUUUCAGACCAAAGAUGUCGCCGCGUUUCUCUCACGAUUGUCAGCUUUUAUCGGAGACAGGCCAGAGUCACACAGUGUGUAGCAGUCUUUACAGUGUCACACCCUGACACAGGCACAACUCUUCAGAAGCUGUUUUUACACAGUAAAACGUCGCUGCGUUUCACUUUUACAUAUUGUGUUUAAGUUUUUGUGAUGGUCCAUGACGUUCACAUGUGCUGCGUUUGCUGCUUCACUGUACUGUAUUUUAGUUUGACAUUUGAAAGCUUUAUUUCCAUUAAAGAUGCACUGAUAAAACUUGUUGCUGAUACCAUUUUAGCUGACCACAGUGAAAUGAUCCCUGGUGUUAAUGAAUAUCAGAAGCUAAAGCACUUGUUUAGUAUCACUGGACAAAAGUCAUGUAGAUCUUUUGAGAUUUAGUUCGCACGACUUGAUUUAUUUCAAGAUUUUGUAUUUCUGUCAUUGAACUUUUGAUAUAUCAAGUUUUUCCAUCAGUAUCUGCCUGGUAACCAGUUUUGGUAUCAAAUUUGGAUAUUUUUUAUUGGUGCAUCCUUUAUUUUUUAACCUAAUGCUGAGUUUUUAUUGCUGCCUGGUCGUUUUGUGUGGAACCAGAAUGAAUCUGUCCAUCAGUGAGGAGGACUCCAGGAGGACACUUCAGCCCUGCUGGUCAUAUAAACUCUGACAGCUGUAACAACAUGAGAUUUGACCAGUGAUUCAUUCUGGCUCCAGCAAAACCAGCCUGUUUACAUUAUUUAUUUUGGCAUGUAUGUACUUUGUGAUGCUUAAUGAUUUUAUUCCCACUGAUGCAAAGUGACCUGAUUUAAGGUUGUGUGUCCACUGGGAGAUACAGAGUGCUGGUAAAUGGUCUGUAGUUUGGUGGCUCAUAAUUGCUGAUCCAGGACCGCCACAGUGCGUUAUGAUCUUGGAUGUACAAACUCACUGAGUGGAAGGCAGUGUUAGACUGUUGUGUCUUUUUGUGUGUGGGUUGUGUGGAGAGCUGUAAAAAGUGAACUUGCAUUAACAGCUUUUUACCCAGACUGAGAAAGGUUCUGUUAAAGUCAGGACAAAGCAGAAUCAGGAAAGAGAUCUUUGGUUAUCUUUGAUUUUCUGUAGUUUAUAUUGACUUUCACAGAACUGGUGUGUGAUAUCAGAAAAUUCAAUUUAGUCUGAUACCAAGUAAUACCAGGGCCAGAAUCCCCAAUAUCUUUAUCAAAAGCAUCUAAUGUACUAUUGUGUAUGAUUUAUGAGCUGAAUGCAUCAUUAAAAUGCUGCUGCCCGAUAAGUUACACUCGUAUUGACACUCAAAACAACACUUAGUGUAGAUAGUAUUGAUACUCUGGGGAUUGAUGCUUACCCCUGUGGAAGAGACCUUUCUUUAAGGUUAUGUAGAAGAUUGUGUCCAGUGAGUUUGUACUGUCAACAUUCUUCGCCAGCAGAUUUUACGAACUAUUGCGUGACGUAAAUGUUUCUCGAUGUGUCCGUUAACGAUUCUGGAUCAGCACUGGGGUUAAAACAUGAAGUAACAGUGCUGUAGUCUUUUAAACACGAUAAACCCAGUGGACUCAGACACCCUCAUAGUUCAGAUCACUUAGAUUUUUCUCCUAAGUGCCUUAAUGUUCUGUUGAAGCAUAGAUUGGUCCAUUAAGCUGCUGUUUGGAAGCUGAUGGGCCAACAUGGUUUCAGAGGGGAAAGAUACUGAAGAAACCAGAGCCAGUUUAAAAAUGGCGACGUGUGUCUUCAGGCUUGUGCUGGUGCAGAAAUGAUUUUAUUCUAUUUUAGAAGAAAAGAUGUCCACAGUAUUAUAGGUCACAUUACAAAGAACUCACAUGACUUGUGUUGUUUUUCUACAUUUUUUAAAAGUGUGUUUCAACUACAAGUUGUGAUUUGUUGCAUGUUGCAAAUUAAAGGCUCAUUGCACCAUU
Messenger RNA from Toxotes jaculatrix (banded archerfish), 7213 nucleotides. It is a transcript of the gene cmtm7, whose product is annotated as CKLF-like MARVEL transmembrane domain containing 7. Lineage: Eukaryota; Metazoa; Chordata; Actinopteri; Toxotidae. The transcript has 5 exons. The record is from RefSeq and is a predicted model, not a curated record. Bases 125 to 610 code for a protein of 161 amino acids. Gene Ontology annotation, cellular component: membrane.